Molecule: messenger RNA, 1098 nt
Organism: Talaromyces marneffei
Lineage: Eukaryota; Fungi; Ascomycota; Eurotiomycetes; Eurotiales; Trichocomaceae
Exons: 3
Coding region: 1-1098 (365 amino acids)
Biological process (GO): rRNA processing; ribosomal large subunit biogenesis
Cellular component (GO): nuclear periphery; nucleolus; preribosome, large subunit precursor
Source: RefSeq, a predicted model, not a curated record
AUGGUGAAGAAGAGCAAGUUGUUCGCAGCGCUGGACGCCCAUAAAGGCAAAGAUUAUGAGAAAGAGCGCCAGAAGAAGUUAGCAAAGGCUGCGGAGAAGAAGAAGAAGGCUCAGAAGGGAGAAUCAAAGGAAGAUGAGGAGAAAAAUGUGAACGGUACCGAGGAAGUCGAGGUCAAUGACGAAGAAGAAGAUAAGGAAAUGGGCGGCGUGAAACUCGCAGAAGAGGAUGAAGAAAAGGAAGAAAGUGAAGAGGAAGAAAUCGAAGGCGAAGAAGAGGAAGAAGAUAUACCACUCUCAGAUCUCUCCGAAGACGAACGAGCAGAUGUCAUCCCCCACCAACGUCUCACCAUCAACAAUUCCGCCGCUAUCAACGCCUCUAUCAAGCGCAUAUCAUUCAUUACCUCCCAGACCCCAUUCUCAGAACACAAUUCCCUGGUGUCUACAGAAGAUGUGGACGUCCCCGACCCCAACGAUGAUCUCACUCGUGAACUAGCAUUCUACAAAGUCUGCCAAGCUGCCGCUAUCGAAGCCCGUCGUACCCUGAAAAAGGAAGGCGUGUCAUUCACCAGACCGACGGAUUAUUUCGCGGAAAUGGUCAAGACGGAUGAGCACAUGACCAAGAUUAAGAAGAAGUUGUUUGAUGAAGCUGCCUCUAAGAAGGCGGCGGCGGAUGCGCGACGACAGCGUGACCUCAAGAAAUUCGGAAAGCAGGUGCAGGUUGCCAAGUUGCAGCAACGUCAGAAGGAGAAGAAGGAGACAUUGGAGAAGAUUAAUAGUUUGAAGCGGAAACGUAAGACCGAAUCAACCGGUCCUACCGAUAACGACAAUGAUCUCUUCGACGUCGCUAUCGACGACGACAACAAGAAACCAUCCUUCGGCGGAAGACGCGGCGGCAAAGACGCCGGAGCAGGCGGCGUAAACUCCAAACGACAAAAGAAGAACGAGAAAUACGGCUUCGGCGGCAAGAAGAGAUUCGCAAAGUCUGGCGAUGCCAUGUCUUCGGCUGAUUUACGUGGAUUUUCUGCCAAGAAGAUGAAAACCGGUAGUGGUGGUGCGAAGAAGAGGCCUGGGAAGAGUAGGAGAAAUGCUAUGAAAUGA